UCCCUCCCUCCCCGUUUUCUUUCGUCCAGAAACGGCACAGCAGGACCCCUGUCUGAGGUCUCAACCGCGCCUAACCUCUGCUUCAGAGUUUUACAACAAAAGACAACAACUUGGAAAGUGUUUUUCAGCGGACUUACAUGGGAAUUUAACACUGGACUGGGAAGCGAACAAAGGGGAGGGACGGUUUGAGCUGAUGGACUCGGAGAUGAGAUAGCGCUCGUAACCGAACCCAUCUCCCCAUCCUCUCCUUCCCCGUGGACGGACGGACGGUUCUUUUUCUUUCCGGAUGAUGUAACUGUUUUAUGACAGACUGAGCCGCUCACCAAGGGCUCACAUUUUCCUUUAAUUAUCAGAGCACGGUUAAUAUCCGACGACGAGCCGCAUCCUCUGGUUUUAGGAGCCCCACACAUCCAGGUUUCGGUGAGGGGGCUCAGCUCAGCGGGACGUUGCGCAGUGCUCAACUGGCUGUUCCCAGGGGGUCGGUGAGCGGUGGUACAGUGCAGUCAUGUGGCAGAGGAUUCAGAUUUGCUGCGCACUGUUUGCACUGUAUUCAGCGGCACCGCCUGCACACAUCAACCGCCUGGCACUGUUCCCUGACAAGAGCGCCUGGUGUGAAGCCAAGAACAUCACACAGAUAGUCGGGCACACGGGAUGUCAGCCUCGCUCUAUUCAAAACAGAGCUUGUCUGGGCCAGUGUUUCAGCUACAGUGUCCCCAACACAUUCCCACAGUCGACCGAGUCUCUGGUGCACUGUGACUCCUGCAUGCCUGCCCAGACACAGUGGGAAGUGGUGACCCUGGAGUGCCCCGGCAGUGAAGACUCUCCUCGAGUGGAUAAGCUGGUGGAGAGGAUCUUCCAUUGCAGCUGCCAGUCCUGCAGUAAGGAAGGCGCCCAGGAGGGGGCGGUGAUGCAGCUGUAUCCAGCAGACAAUGGCAUUGACACUCCGUCUUUAUCCGACACCCUGAGCGGGGCCCAGUCUCACCCUCUGCCUCACUCAGACACACACUCUAAUAAGCAUGCUCACCCACACACAGACCACCACACACUGCCACACACAUCGGAUGGAGGGUAGGUCUGACUCCGUCUGUCACUCUGCUCAUCUCCUCCGACCUCUCUACUCUCCUUCACACUGCGUUGUUUGUACCAGUCUGUAGUAAUAAUGUAAAGGCACUUUCAAAAUAAGACUUCACUUUGUGUUAAAAAGUUUCUCUAAAGGCACACACACACACACACACACACACACACACACAUACAUACGCAAAGUCACUCUUGUAUAUAAACUCACACAGCAGCCUGUGCACUCUUUGUUUUCUAAUUAACACAUGCAUAUGUGUCCAUCCAGACACAACUAUAGUCUGUUAAUGAGCUGAGUCUCAUUACUUUUAAUCUGCUUUGAAUGCAAUAAAUUCUGUUAUUGUUAUAA
Messenger RNA from Lates calcarifer (barramundi perch), 1423 nucleotides. It is a transcript of the gene nbl1, whose product is annotated as NBL1, DAN family BMP antagonist. The record is from RefSeq and is a predicted model, not a curated record. Gene Ontology annotation, biological process: animal organ morphogenesis. Gene Ontology annotation, molecular function: receptor ligand activity; BMP binding. Lineage: Eukaryota; Metazoa; Chordata; Actinopteri; Centropomidae.